This is a messenger RNA of Melopsittacus undulatus (budgerigar), 1910 nucleotides long. It is a transcript of the gene KRI1, whose product is annotated as KRI1 homolog. The record is from RefSeq and is a predicted model, not a curated record. NCBI's taxonomy places the organism in Eukaryota, Metazoa, Chordata, Aves, Psittaciformes, Psittaculidae. Gene Ontology annotation, biological process: endonucleolytic cleavage in ITS1 to separate SSU-rRNA from 5.8S rRNA and LSU-rRNA from tricistronic rRNA transcript (SSU-rRNA, 5.8S rRNA, LSU-rRNA). Gene Ontology annotation, cellular component: 90S preribosome; nucleolus.
CGGCGGAAGGGGAGGGGCCCGUCGGUCACGUGGGCGGCAGCAUGGCGGCGCCGAAGCUCCGCGUGAACGCGGCCUUCGCCGAGCGGCUGAAGAGGAGCCGGGAACGGGAAGAGCUGAGGAGACUGCAGGAGCGUUAUGGGGACCCUGGAUCCGGCUCCAGCUCCAGCUCCGACUCCAGUGGGGAUGAAGUGCCCGAGGAUCCCGUCCGGGAACGGGAAUUCUACCGGAUGUUGUCCCUGCUCAAGACUCGGGAUCCGCGGCUCUAUCAUCCGGAUGCCACCUUCUACACCCCCAGAGAUUCCUCAUCGGAAGAGGAGGAGGAUGAGGAGGAUGAGGAAGAGUCCGGGUCAAAACCCAUGUUCCUGAAGGACUAUGAGAGGAAAGUGAUGCUGGAGAAAGAGGGCAAAUACGUGGAUGAAGAGGAUGAGGAGGAUGAGGAGGCAACAGCAGAGAGGAGGAAGCGAAUGGCUUCCAAGAGCUACAUGGAGGAGCAGCAGGAGCUGAAGGAAAGCUUCCAACCCUUCAUGGCUGAGAGUGAGGAUGAGGAUGAGGAUGGGGGGGGCUCUGCUCUGCUUCGGCCUCGUGCUCAGACAGAGGAGGAGAAGGAGCAGCAGGAGGAGGAGUACAUCCGGUGGCUGAAGGGGCAGGGGGGGCCCCCCCCGGAGCCACUGCAGGAGCUGGUCCCCCUCCAGCGCUUCUGGACGGACCCGGAGCUGGAGCCAGGCGAGCGCUUCCUGCGGGAUUAUAUCCUGGAGAGAGGAUACAGGGACAGGGAGGAGGAGGAGGAGGAAGGGUCCCCCCCCCAGUCGGACUCCUCAGAUGAGGGUCAGCUCUUCCUGGCCAAGCAGGAGCAGUUUGAGCGAUCCCAUAACUUCCGCUUCCAGGAGCCGGGAGCACAGCAGGUGCAGACGUUCCCAAGGAGCAUCCCCACAUCCGUGCGGCGUCCGGAUGAGAGGAGGAAGGAGAAGAGGGAACAGACCCGGGAGAGGAAGAGGAAGGCUCAGCAGCGGCGCCGGCAGGAGCUGCAGCAGCUCAAGAACCUCAGACGAGCUGAGCUCUGUGCUCGGCUCCAGCAGCUCCAUCGCGCGUCCGGAGCCGGCGCAGGCAUCACUGCAGACACCCUGAGAGGGGACUUCGACCCCGAGCAGCACGACCGGAUCAUGGCGGAAUGCUUCGGGGAUCAUUACUAUGGGCAGGAGGAGGAGGAGAAGCCACAGUUUGAGGCUGAAGAAGGGCUGGAGGAUGACUGGAACUGGGACACGUGGACGGGUCCGGCCGAGGGGGGGGCAGAGCAGGAGCCUCAUUGUGAGGACCCCGACUUUGUGAUGGAUGCUGAUUACACCCCCGCGCCCCCCCCCCCGCGCUUCCGGGAUGCUCUGGAGAGGCACAAACCCCCCUUUGACCCCGCCUCCAGCAGCCUGGGGCAGUACCUGGAUGAGUUCUAUGGGCUGGACCAUGAGGAUGUGAUCGGGGGGGACCUGCCCUGUCGCUUCCGGUACCGCCGGGUCCUGCCCUGCGACUUCGGCCUCACCACUGAGGAGAUCCUGGCAGCAGAUGACAAGGAGCUGAACCGUUGGUGCUCCCUGCGCAAGACCUGCAUGUACCGCUCAGAGCAGGAGGAGAGGCAGGAUCAGGCCAACUACAGGCGCCGGGCACAGGACACCAGGAAGAAGCAGCAGAUCCUCAAGUCCCUCUUCACCAAGUCCCCAGCACCGGAUCCGGCUCCGGAGCCUCAGCCUCAGCCCAAGCGGCGCCGGAGCCGCCGGAGCCGCCGCAGCUCAGCCCCGUUGGGCUCCCGCGUGCGCCUGGGGGGUCAGGAGUUCACCGGCAGCCGCUUGGCUGCCUUCGGCCUCAGCGCUCGGCGCAUCCGGUACCGGCAGCGCCGCAAGGGGGGGGGCAAUAAAUGACCU